Messenger RNA from Drepanopeziza brunnea f. sp. 'multigermtubi' MB_m1, 1380 nucleotides. RefSeq lists its product as uncharacterized. The record is from RefSeq and is a predicted model, not a curated record. Gene Ontology annotation, cellular component: membrane. NCBI's taxonomy places the organism in Eukaryota, Fungi, Ascomycota, Leotiomycetes, Helotiales, Drepanopezizaceae. Gene Ontology annotation, biological process: monoatomic cation transport; transmembrane transport. Gene Ontology annotation, molecular function: monoatomic cation transmembrane transporter activity.
AUGGCACACCACAAUCCAGAUCUUUCGCACAGCAUCACGAUGCAUCCUCGUCCGUUCCACCUGCAUCCAAACAGACCAGAGCAUUCGGUCCGAACUCACACUCCUCUCACCCAUUCGAACCCGUCAGCAAAGCCCGCUGCCAGUACUUCCUUCGAGCCUCUCAGUCUUCAAGAUGAAGAGCACAACCCAAUCUCUCGCCACACUUCUGCUAUGAACGACGUCGAAGAGCAGAGACCUCCCCGCUACACGCGCGAGAAUGAUCCAUACAAACUGUCUUCAGCCUACAAAGACACGGCCGAAAUCCAGCUUAUCGGUGCGAAUACCUCUCGAAAGCGCGAUGGAUGUGGCCCCAUCAAAUUCAACGGCGAUGCUAAGAAGGCACGGAAGAUUCGGCAGUUCUACGAGAAUCAGAAUGAAAACAUCCAGCGCAUGCUGAAGCCUGUUGAGGACCACCGCGCUGAGGCACAACAAGAGGCAGGAGAUGAUCAUCUGCAGUGGCAGAUUGCUGUCUACGGGUCUUUCGUGGCCAACAUCGUCCUCGCAGGACUGCAACUCUACGCUGCCGUCUCAUCCGGCUCUCUGUCUUUGAUUACGACCAUGGCCGACUCCAUCUUCGAUCCCAUGUCGAACAUCACUUUGAUGCUCACCAAUAGAGCUGUCAAACGAGUGGACCCAAAUCGAUUCCCGUCCGGUAAGGCCCGCCUUGAAACGGUCGGCAACAUCGUAUUCUGCUUCAUCAUGAUUAUGGUAUCAGUUAUCCUCAUCGCCUUCUCGGCCCGGGAUCUUGCUGAUCCACCCGAGGAAGAUACCAAGACGUUUCAUCUUCCUUCAGUAAUCGCUGUCGCCAUAGCUUUCACCACCAAGUUCUGUCUCUUCCUCUACUGCUGGGCCCUGAAAGACAAGUAUUCACAAAUCAAUAUUCUGUGGCAAGAUCACCGGAACGACCUGGCCAUCAACGGCUUCGGUAUCCUCACUUCCGUCGGCGGAUCCAAGCUCGUGUGGUGGAUCGACCCCAUGGGCGCCAUCAUCAUCUCAUGCAUUAUCAGCUCCGUCUGGCUUCACACCGCAUUCACCGAGUUCCUCCUCCUCGUCGGCGUGACUGCCUCGGUUGAAUUCCAGCAGCUCAUCACAUACGUCUGCUUGACCCACUCUCCCGCUAUCGAAGGCAUCGACACCGUCAGGGUCUACCACUCGGGACCAAGACUCAUAGCCGAAGUCGACGUUGUUAUGAAUGCCGAGUCGUCUCUGAGAGACACGCAUGAUGUUGCUGAGGAGUUGCAGAUCAAACUGGAGAGCUUGCCCGAUAUCGAGAGAGCAUAUGUCCAUGUUGACUACGAGACUACUCACAAACCAGAGCAUGCCUACAAAAAAGAUAUCUGA